AUGGAUAAUGAGCUGCGCAUACUGUCCGACAAGGACGUUCCCUGGGGUGACAAGCAUCCAAGAGAUACGGCUAUCCAGAUAGUCCUCUCCGUCGCGCUUGGGCUAGGAGCUUUCACUACCUUCUGUAUACUACGACCGAGAUGGCCAGGGCUCUACGCAGCGCGCAAGAGGCACAAGGACGAAGCUACAUCCCUCCCCGAGCUUCCGAACUCGUUACUCGGCUGGAUACCAGCACUAUGGAAGAUAACCAACAAGCAAGUGCUGGCUUCAGGAGGACUAGAUGCCUAUGUGUUCCUUGCCUUCUUCAGGAUGGCUAUCAAGUUCCUGUCGAUAGCAUUGGUCUUCGCUUUAGUUGUGAUCAAACCUGUCCACGAUCAGUACCCUGAGCCUUUGCAUUUUCCUGGGAACGAUACAGACCACAAUACAACCGCGUCGGCAAUUUACUCCGAUCAUGCGCGCCUUGCGAGCGGAUUCGACUUCUCGGAAGCAGCUGCGGAGCUGUACGAGACGGAUUAUCUAUGGAUGUACCUGGUCUUUGCGUACUUCUUCACCGGCCUCAUAAUGUAUUUGAUCGUGUCGGAAACUAGGACGAUUAUCGAGAUUCGUCAAGAGUACCUGGGCAGUCAAACUACCAUUACCGACCGCACCAUUCGGCUAUCAGGCAUACCACCCGACCUAAGGUCAGAGGAGAAGAUCAAGCAGUUUUUGGAGUACCUCGAGAUAGGAAAGGUGGAAAAGGUGUCAUUGUGCAGAAACUGGAAGGAGCUGGACGAUCUCAUGGUGGAAAGGAUGACUACGCUCAGAAGACUCGAGGAGGCUUGGACAGUAUACCUUGGUGCCCGUCGCGUCGAGCGUAAUCUAGAGUCACUGCCUGUUUCGCAGCCGUCGCCACCUGGACCAGGCCUUGAUCUGGAUGACGAUGAUGGUGAGGACAGCCAUCUGCUCAGGAACGGCAACAACUACACCGGCAUCGCGCCUUAUCCCCGUGACCGGCCCAAAACGCGUGUCUGGUAUGGCCCAUGGAAACUCCGAUAUCGAACCGUUGACGCCAUCGACUACUAUGAGACGAAGAUGAAGCGGCUUGACGAGCAGAUUAAGGCAUUACGGAAGAAAGAGUUCGAGCCGACUCCUCUUGCAUUUGUCACCAUGGACAGUGUUGCAAGCUGUCAAAUGGCAGUUCAAGCUGUCCUAGACCCGUCGCCAUUGCAAUUGUUAGCCAAUACUAGUCCAGCUCCCCCCGAUGUUGUCUGGCCCAACACGUACAUGCCUCGCUCGAGGAGAAUGCUACAAGCUUGGUCGAUAACGUUCCUCAUCACAGUUCUUACUGUAUUUUGGGUUGCACUUCUUGUCCCAAUUGCUGGCGCAUUGAACAUCGAAACAAUUAAGAGGGUCUUACCCCGACUUGGCAACGCGCUGGAUCAGCAUAGCAUUGUAAGCUCCUUAGUGGUGACACAGCUGCCGACUAUCGCAGUGUCAUUGCUGAACGUGCUGGUGCCGUAUCUAUAUGAUUGGCUCUCGAAUUUGCAAGGCAUGAUAUCUCAAGGAGACGUGGAACUGUCUGUUAUUUCGAAGAACUUCUUCUUCACCUUCUUCAACUUCUUCAUCGUCUUCACUGUCCUCGGAACGUUCUCUGGCUACCUAGAUUUUUUGGAGAAGAUUGGCGAUUCGCUCAAAGACACUCCGAAGCUUGCUCACACGCUUGCAAGCUCGCUAGCUGGCUUGCUGAACUUCUAUGUCAACUUCAUCAUCUUGCAGGGCUUAGGUCUGUUUCCUUUUAGGCUGCUCGAGUUUGGCAGUCUUGCGACAUACCCUAUCUAUCGCAUUGGCGCGAAGACGCCUCGAGACUAUGCCGAGCUGGUACAGCCGCCAAUUUUCAGCUACGGCUUUUACCUACCGCAGACUCUCCUCAUCUUCAUCAUCUGCAUGGUUUACAGCGUUCUCCGGUCAUCAUGGAAGGUCUUACUAGCCGGUUUGGCCUACUUCGUUCUCGGCCAUUUCGUUCACAAAUAUCAGCUGCUAUACGCUAUGGACCACCGGCAGCAUUCCACUGGCAGAGGAUGGCUGAUGAUAUGCGACCGCGUCAUUGUUGGCACCGUCUUCUUCCAGCUCACCAUGGCCGGUCAACUGGCUCUCAACCAAGCGUUCAUCCGAUCCACCCUCAUAUUUCCGCUCAUACUCCUGACGCUUUGGUUCGCCUACGUCUACACUCGCACCUACAGACCCCUGAUGAAGUUUAUCGCGCUGCGGAGUAUUCGUCGAGCCGAGCGUUCAGACCUGGACCCUGGAGUCCAUGAACCGAACCCUUGGGUCGACCCUGACACCGAGGAGGAACAGUCAGAAGUGCAGUACGAUGGGACUGUCGAUGAAGCAGGGGAAACCGACUUACGCUUUGUUAACCCGAGCUUGAUUAUACCGUAA
Messenger RNA from Coniosporium apollinis CBS 100218, 2418 nucleotides. RefSeq lists its product as uncharacterized. The record is from RefSeq and is a predicted model, not a curated record. Bases 1 to 2418 code for a protein of 805 amino acids. Gene Ontology annotation, molecular function: calcium-activated cation channel activity. Gene Ontology annotation, cellular component: plasma membrane. The transcript is spliced from 6 exons. NCBI's taxonomy places the organism in Eukaryota, Fungi, Ascomycota, Dothideomycetes.